Molecule: messenger RNA, 4559 nt
Organism: Amoebophrya sp. A120
Lineage: Eukaryota; Dinophyceae; Syndiniales; Amoebophryaceae
Source: the annotation of a GenBank genome assembly
GGGAUGAAGAGGCAGUUCAGGUUUUCGCAGCCCAUACUGUAAUUUUUUCGUAUGUGCUUAAGCGAAUCACGACUUCUAUUUUUUAGGCUUAGGCAUGCUUAUUUUCUUUAGUUGAAGUGAAGGGCUAGUUCAUCCCUUGUACGUAUCAAAGCACAUCAGCGAAAUUAUUUCCUAGAGCGACAGAGAGUAGAAAUGUUAACAACUUUCCAUACCUACAAGUCAGUUGCUUGAAGAGAAGUAGAUCAAGAUGGAACACAAAGAGAAUAAACCCACCGCAAGAAGCUGCUCCAGCAGUAGCAGCAGUACCCUGGCAGAGCCCACAGUACCCGCAAAGGCUUCUUCCUCUUCCUCCUCUAGCUUCCUUCUUCCCGACGCUGGUGCGUCUGCCUCGUCUAGCUCUACACGUCGAGAUCACGACGCUAACGCCAGCAGUGUGAAAAAGACAAAAAAGAGCAAGAAGAAAGAUAAACACCGAAGCAAGACGUCAGAUUCAAAGCGAGUCAGCAGUACCGAAAAAGCAGAAUUCCGGAACACCGGAUUAGGCGGAAUUGCAGCGAGCGCUAGCGUUCUUUCUAGAAACCUAAACCGCGACGAAAAAGUCGAUAGUGAAGACGACGAGGACGACGACGAUAUCGUCGACUUACAAAACAUCUCUGACGAGGAGGAAGAGCCCGAUUCCGAAGAGCUUUUCCAGGAUUUCUCCGAAGCCGAGUCCAUUUCCGAGAACGACAGCGAUUUAAUACGCGAGUGCGAGGAGGCGGAUAGAUUGAACCGAGAGGAGGAAGAGGCGGCGAUUGCCGCCGGGGAGGUGGACGAUAUUGAGGGAAAUGAUGAGGAGAAUGAUAAUUCUUCCGAGGAUGACAAGCAAACGGUGCCUAGUUCGGAAGAUCGGGAAGACGAAGACCGCGAUUUGAGCGAUUUGGUCGUGGACGACGACGAUGCAGACAGCGAGGAAGAGGAAGACAGUUCUUCCGAAGAGGUACCAAGCGAGUUCCUAGAAGAAGACGAGCACCCAUUGUCCCGCAACAUGAAAGAAAUUGUCAGGAGGGGGUUGCAAGAAUCUCAAGAUACAGCAGCCCGCGCGACUACCAUGACAACUGGGGAUAAUGUUAAAGCGACGGUGGAAAAUAAAAGAACAGAAGGUGGUUUCCAACAAGAACCACCUGGGAACAAUUCUACUACUACUACUACUGCUGGAACUACUUCGUCCUCUUCCGGAAAGACGAGCUGUGCCUUCAGCGCAGGGGUUUUCCCUACUGCGAACAAGGAGAUUAAGGGGAGUCGGCGGCAAUCUGCCGCGCGCCCUCCGAGGACUACUGUCUCCACGAAGGAGAGCUUCCGGAUUUUUCAACCGGAAAUUGAAGUGGAGGAUUCGGACGAGGAGGAAGAGGAAGAGGACUGCGACGAAGAGGAGGAAAUAAGCUACGUAGGUGCUAUGUCUAUACCUUCUGACAGUCUGUGCUCGAAUUACGAUAGUGGGGAAGGGGAUAGUGCGCUGGAGCAACUGAGCUUGAGCAACGGAGAGGAGAAUACUAAAUCGGGAAGAAAUAAAGGCUCGUCUUCAUCUGCUGGGGAGAAAAAGAAGAGAAACAACGACGACGAAAAUAAAGCGUAUGCGAAGAUGAAAAAACACGACGAAAAAACAUUGGCCAUGAUAAAGCGGAGAGGCGAAAAAACGGUCGAUAAGAUCGAAGCGGCCGUCGACAGGCUCUAUGAGAUGUUGCCAGGUAUGGAGUUAGUACUGAGGUCCACCACGUCCACCUGCAGUUUUGGGAAUAAUUAUGUGAAAAAUAAGAUGAAACUCAAACUCUGAAAGCGAAAGGAUGUUGCUUGAGUCAAUGUUGUACGAUAUUUCUAAGCCCUGGUUGUUGUUGUAAAAAAUUCUUCAGAGCCUCCCGAGCCACGCGUGGUCGCAAAAAGCGCCGCAAAUCGUAUAAAACGAACAUAACCAUCAAUACAGGUCCUCCCUCUGCUCCAACUGGUUCUUCGAGGAAAGUAGACGAGAAGCCAGCACCGGUGUUGACCUAUCCAAGUCAAAGUAGUAAGCAGUCGGAUGUUGUUGAAAAGGAGUCGCAGUCGGAUAAUUUCCAAGCGCCGAAGCGGAGAAAAAAGCUGAUCAGCCGGAGCAGCGACGAAGAGGACGAGGAGCCUGUGAAAAUAAAAUCUUCCUCUUCUACUACGAAAAAUAUUAAAACCGGCGACGCAACCACUGCGAGCAGUCCUGCUUGUUCAACAUCCAAAGAAGCUGCCGGAGAACAGAAGAAUACCAAGAGGAAGAACAAGUUGAUCAGCCGUAGUGACGAUGAGGAGUCGGACCACAACAACCGUGGCUGCAACGACGUUGAAAACAUCAAGACUACAAGAACACUCGUAGAGGGACAGCACACCGCCUGUCCGGAAAUUGAAGCGGAGAUUUCAGACGAGGAGGAAGAGGAGGAUUCAGACGAGGAUGCUCCUUCUAGCAGUUGUCCUAGCGAAGAAGAACACUACGAUUGUUCAGGGAACAGUUGCGCGGGCGGGUCAAUCACAAAUUACUCGAAUGAUCCGAGUUCCUCUCCGGUCGGGGGGGCCGCGGAGGGAAAAACCACGAGGGGUAGUUCAUCUUCGUGUAGUUUUCACGAAGGCCAGCAUCUGAAUGUGAUGAACGACAACGAGAGGCGGGGACGUAGUAGCGGUUCUUCUAGUGAAGAAAAAAGGAGCAAAAAUAAGCUCCAAGAACAUCAACAACAGCAGCAGAAGUCUUCUACUACAACUACCUCCAUGGUAACUACGUCCUGUUCCGAAUAUGAGGAGGAAGAGGAGGAGGACGACAGCCAGUUAAGCCGGCUGGAGUUUUCGUCUCUGGAAGAGGAAGAUGAGGACGAAGAAAUGGAAGAGGAAGACGACAAUAUCAUGAACAGCAACAGGAGCGCUUUUGGUGGUGGUAGUGCUGCUGCUGCUGCAUCAACUUCUGCGGGUAUUAACUCAACCCUGAAGAUGAAAUCCAGAACAAAAUCCGCUGCGAACAAGAUGCUUUCAAAGAAAAGCGCUGCCGAGGAGCAAAACAGUUUUUGGGAGGAUGAAGAAGAGGAGGACGAUAUUAUCGACAGCUGUGACGAGAGAGAACAAAACGCCGAGCUUGAUGGCAAAAUUAUGCUGAGCGACGAUGCCAAAAUCAGAGCCCCGCGACCGUCUGUAGCCUCUUCUGCGGACGAACAAGGGGAGGAAGAUAAGAGCGACGUGCGUCGUGUUAAUACCAAGAAGAAAAAGCUUUCCCUGGAGUCGCAGCUGGCGUCGCUGAAGCUUGACAAUAACAGCAGCGUCGGGAGUUGUGAGGACAGUUCUUGUGAUAAGAAUCUGAGCGACGGAAAGAAAAUGCAGCAGUCCGAUACAAAAUUGCUCUUAACCGAUGAAACCGACCAUGAUGAGGUUCUUGAGGACUACGAUCCGGACAAUGCUCUCAUCGACGAGAAACCCCGGGGCGUUUGCUACCUGGAACGUCUCCCGCCGUACAUGCGGCCGGACAAGAUGCGGCACUUACUGGACCAAGCGCUAUCGACGAAAAACAGCGGGAAUAAAUCUGGCACUUCUUCGGAUAACAAAUUUUUCGUGUCCCGCAUCUACCUCAAGCCGGAGACGGAACAGGAGGCGAAACACCGGAAGAAGGUCUUCAAGGGAAACCGGAAGGUGAAAUACACGGAGGGCUGGGUCGAGUUUUAUGACAAAAGGAAAGCGAAGAAAGCGGCGGAUUGCCUCAACGCGACGCCGAUUGGCGGGAAGAAACGACACAACUAUUAUCGGGACGACAUGUGGAAUAUCAGGUAUAGUGCGAUACUGUACUUGCAUAGUCAGAUUUGUGUGACAGAUAAAGGUGUCACUGUGUGGACGGCACGACAAAUGUUUGCUCUCGAAGUUAUUCCUGUUUUCAUCAACCCAUGUUAAAAAUCCCAGGUACCUGCACAAGUUUAAGUGGUCGCAGAUUAAGCAAGAGGAGCGGUACAACCGGGAAGUCCGGAAGCAGAAAUUGCAGCGCGAAACCGUGAAGGCGAAGAAGGAAAAUGAAUUUCUACUCGAGCAGGUGUUCAAGGAAAAAGUUGGAAAGAAAAUCGCGGAGAAACGGGCGGGGAAGGUUGGUGGAGCAACGGUCGUGAAGACGAGCAAUGACAAAUCUGCUGCAGGAGAAGCUGUGAAUCUGAAUGAUAAAACUGCCCCAGCCAGCGCCGGCACCAGCACUGGUGCCAAAAGCAAAAAAGCGAGCAACAAACGUCGCAUGAGUUCUUUGAAUGCUGCUCGUGGUGGUGCAGCCGCGAUGGCCGCUUCGUCGAAUUGGGCAGCCUCCUCUUCGACUUCCGCGCCAGCUCUGAAAAAACCGAAAACCUUGUCCAGCUCGGUGCUUUCCGGGUUCCUGUGAAGGGAUUGAAGAAGCAACAACGGGAGGACGAUCUGCAAAGUGUAACUUCAGAAAAAUUUCACUCUGUAUCUUCCCCUGAAAAAAACCUCGACAGCUGCAUCCGACAUUUUGCGUAUGAUAUGGAAAAAGCGAUAAUGUACUUGCGAUUAUUAUGUUUCCUACCGCCCGG